Messenger RNA from Linum tenue, 788 nucleotides. NCBI's taxonomy places the organism in Eukaryota, Viridiplantae, Streptophyta, Magnoliopsida, Malpighiales, Linaceae. The record is from the annotation of a GenBank genome assembly.
UUUACUUGUUCUCAUCAUUUCUCAAUUGGCUUUUCUACGUUUUGGAGUUGGGUAAAGUUACUUCCAUUGGUGCACUCUUCAAGAUCUUUGGCAUGCUUGAGUCACUUCCCUCUGACAACCAAGACUUUUCUUCCCCAACUCUUUCUUUGUUGCUUUACUAUCCCACAUUUCCUUAUCCUUCCCCUCUCUCUCGCAUACCCUUUCCCAACCACCCACUCUCCUCUCUCUCUCUGCCGAGAAAGAAGAAAAUGGACAGAAAGAAGCCUCUCGUAUUACGUUAGAAGGAAGAGGAAGGAAGAUCUGAUCAAGAAGAAAACAUAAAAGGAAGGAUCUAGCCGACAUGGCGGAGAGGAAGUUAGAAAAAGGAAGGAUUUGAGUCAGGAAGACGUGAACGGCGACGGCGGCGAUGGAAAGCAGGCAAACAGUUACGGUCCCAACUCCCAGCGACGGUGACUCUGGGAGGGUUUACCGAUCAUGAACGCUGAUGCCCAUCUAUCGACGGAUGUCUAAGAGAGGUGGCAGGACAAAGGAACCAUUGUCGCCGGCGGAGAUUUUUGAAAGCAGCAGAGACAAGGGGUGCUGACCACUGCUCUCUGGGCAAGGGAUGAGGAAGAAGAAAUCAUCCUCGACAUUCCCGGAUCUUGCUGUCGACGACAGCUACGGCAUAGUUGUCUGGGCAGAGAGAACAAAUGUUAAAUAGUCCGCUUGGGUCUUCUCCACCUCAUACAGUUCGCCUUCUUCUCUGACCCAUUCUUACGAUCUCCAGAUUUCACACUUUCUUCUCCGAC